CAAAUCCUUCAAUAUGAUUGAUGAUCCAAUGUCGGGCCUUUGAGGUCAUAUUUAAGGGUCAUCCCCCAUAGUGUCACAGUGUUCCUCCAGUCGAGCAACACAACACACGGACAAGGCAAAUUUGCAGACGUCCAAAAAUGUUUCAAAUGGCCUUGACCUUUGUUAUUUUCACCCUCGGCGUGGUAGUUCCAUCAAGUUAUGGAGGUUUGAUUCCACCAGGCUUUGGCAAACCAUUUUUUCCUCAUGGGCCUUUUCCAGGUGGCCCAGGUCCUCGAUUUAGGCCUGGCGGUCCACCUUUCGGACCCAUUGGCCCAAUAGGUCCCAUUGUUCCAAUUGGGCCUAUAGUUUUUCCUAUUAGGCCACCUAUUCCUCCUCCAAUUGUAGGACCAAUCAUCAAGCCUAUAGUUAUUAAAGAAAUUCCAUUUGUAAACCAGCAUAUAACAGACAUUGCUCAACCAUUCCCGUUCACUUCAUACACAACUCCAUAUGGAGGGCCUACAAUUAUCGACAACACAAAAGGAGUUCCCAUUCCUAUAGUAGGAGGUGGAGGUAACAUUGAUGUUGGAGCUUCGGCCUCAGCCUCUGCCUCAGCCUCAGCAAUCGAUGGUUACGCAGGCGCCAGUGCUGCAGCGGCAGCCAGUGCUAGUGGCAGUGGAGGUCUUGGUGGUCUUGCUGCAGCUUCCGCAAGUGCUAGUGCUAGUGCUUCAGGUGGUGGUUACGACAUUCUGCCCAGUAUUAGAGAAAAAGGAGUCGUUAUACAGAGUUUGGACACGUAUGGACCAGUAGAUGCAGGAUUCAUUGGUUACGACAAUGGCUAUGGAGGAUACGACAACGGCAACGGCGGUUACGACAAUGGAAAUGGCAGAUAUGACAAUGGCAGAUAUGAUAAUGGCAAUGGCAGAUAUGACAAUGGCAGAUAUGAUAAUGGCAAUGGCAGAUAUGACAAUGGCAACGGCAGAUAUGACAAUGGCAGAUAUGACAAUGGCAACGGUAGAUAUGACAAUGGCAACGGCAGAUAUGACAAUGGCAAUGGCAGAUAUGACAAUGGCAAUGGCAGAUAUGACAAUGGCAAUGGCAGAUAUGACAAUGGCAAUGGCAAAUAUGACAAUGGUAACGGCAGAUACGACAAUGGCAAUGGUAGAUAUGACAAUGGCAACGGCAGAUAUGACAAUGGCAACGGCAGAUACGACAACGGCAACGGUAAAUAUGACAACGGCAACGGAAAGUAUGACAACGGUUACGACAACGGACGCGGCAAGUAUGGCCCCGGAAGCAUCAUCGUCAAUGGUGACCUUGACCUGAAAGUUUCAGACAAUGCCCCAGGUCUGGGCGUGGCCUCUAUUCCUGUCAAAGUGAUUGACAGCCUGGUCAAGCGCAAUGACAACGGUGGAAAAGGUGGUUACGACAACGGAAAAUACGACAACGGUGGUCGCGAUAAUGGUGGCCGUGAUAAUGGAGGCCGUGACAAUGGCGGCCGUGACAAUGGUGGUCGUUACGACAAUGGUGGUCGUUACGACAAUGGCGGUCGCUACGACAAUGGCGGACGCUAUGACAACGGUGGUCGCUAUGACAAUGGAGGUCGCUAUGACAACGGCGACAAUGGAAAAAUAAUCAAGCUUCCCGCUGACUCCAAACCUGCUGUUAUUGGUAUUGUUACAGAAGAAGAAAAAAUCAAAUUGAGAAUCUAAAUAUCAUCUUGAGGGUGAAAAUAUUUAGGUGUGUAAAUAAUGCAGAGCAUCACACAUUCAAUGGACACAGUGUGUCGGAAAAUCCCGAAGUCGUGCAGCAAAGAGAUCGGAGAAUGUCGCGCGCCUGGAGGUAGUGUACAGAGGAACUUUAUCCAUAGCUGGGUUAAUAAAGAAAAUAUGGUACAAAUUGA
Messenger RNA from Biomphalaria glabrata, 1879 nucleotides. Its product is annotated as loricrin-like. The record is from RefSeq and is a predicted model, not a curated record. The transcript has 16 exons. Bases 138 to 1688 code for a protein of 516 amino acids. Lineage: Eukaryota; Metazoa; Mollusca; Gastropoda; Planorbidae.